AUGGAAUUCAGAAGUAACUUAUUCAUGAGAAAUCAUACAAUGGUGACAACCUUUAUUCUCCUAGGACUAACAGAUGACCCCAAAUGGCAAAUAAUAAUAUUCAUUUUUCUACUGCUGACAUAUUUACUGAGCAUUACUGGAAAUCUGACCAUUAUCUUGCUCACACUCCUGGAUUCCCAUCUCAAAACACCCAUGUAUUUCUUCCUUCGAAAUUUCUCAUUCUUAGAAAUCUCACUGACUUCUGUCUGCAUCCCAAGGUAUUUGUUCGUAAUAGUGACUAUGGAUAAAAGAAUUUCUUAUGAUGCUUGUGCUGCACAGUUAUUUUUUGGCAUCUUUUUGGGAGCGUCAGAGUUUUUCCUGUUGGCUGCCAUGUCCUAUGACCGCUAUGUGGCCAUCUGCAAACCUUUGCAUUAUGCAACGAUCAUGAGCAGCCGAGUCUGCACCCAGCUAGUUGUUAUCUCUUGGUUGGCUGGGUUAUUAACAAUUUCUCCUGGACUUAUCAUGGGCUUAGGGUUGGAAUUCUGUGAUGCUAAUAUUAUCGAUCACUUUGUUUGUGACUAUACUCCUCUCCUGAAACUGUCCUGCACAGAUACUCAUUCCAUCGAAUUGAUAGGCUUUAUUUCAGCCAUUGUCACAUUGCUGAUUACAUUGGCCCUAGUAAUACUCUCCUAUGCAUACAUCAUAAGAACAAUUCUGAAAAUCCCUUCUGCCCAGCAGAGAAAGAAAGCUUUUUCUACCUGUUCCUCCCAUAUGAUUGUUGUCUCCAUCUCUUAUGGUAGCUGCAUUUUUAUGUAUAUUAAACCUUCUGCCGAUGAAAGGGUAGCUUUAAAUAAGGGGAUAGCAAUACUCACCACUUCAGUUGCACCUGUCUUAAAUCCUUUUAUAUAUACCCUAAGAAAUAAACAAGUGAAACAAGCCCUGAAUAAUAUAAUAAAAAAAUGUAUUUUCAUUACCUUGAAAUAA
This is a messenger RNA of Echinops telfairi (small Madagascar hedgehog), 963 nucleotides long. Its product is annotated as olfactory receptor 6C74-like. Gene Ontology annotation, molecular function: G protein-coupled receptor activity; olfactory receptor activity. The record is from RefSeq and is a predicted model, not a curated record. The coding region runs from base 1 to 963 and encodes 320 amino acids. Gene Ontology annotation, cellular component: membrane. The transcript has a single exon. Gene Ontology annotation, biological process: G protein-coupled receptor signaling pathway. Lineage: Eukaryota; Metazoa; Chordata; Mammalia; Afrosoricida; Tenrecidae.